Macrobrachium nipponense is the source of this 3420-nucleotide messenger RNA. RefSeq lists its product as uncharacterized. The record is from RefSeq and is a predicted model, not a curated record. Gene Ontology annotation, biological process: synapse organization. The transcript has 8 exons. Gene Ontology annotation, cellular component: neuron projection membrane. The coding region runs from base 666 to 1898 and encodes 410 amino acids. NCBI's taxonomy places the organism in Eukaryota, Metazoa, Arthropoda, Malacostraca, Decapoda, Palaemonidae.
ACCCGAGGUGGAAAGACGUGCCGCCGAUCGCCUCUCGGCCUCCCGCGAAGUUCUCUCUCGCUCUCUCUCCCGAAGUCGAUGCUUUCAGAAAACGAAGCAUUUCUCAUUGAUACAUUUUUACUGCAUUCACUUACUCCUUCUUGCUUAUUAUUCGUGCCGUAGCAUGAUGAAUUUUGUAUUCUGGUGAAUUUUGAAGUUAUGAAAUAUUUUUUAACUUUUGUUCGCGUUUUUCAUUAACCGAAGGAAUUCAAAGGUGGUAACAAGGCAAGACAAAUUCCUGACUUUGUAAAAACACUUGAAACUUUUAAUUUGGGAGGAUAUCAUGAAAGCGGACGAACGUCGCCUUUAAAGAUAUUCAAGUUAAGGAAAAUGACGACGAAUGGAAUGGAUCUAGUUUUAAUGGUCUUCUUUUUAUUUGGUCAGACCUCAAGCGACACACUCCCCACUCUCUCUCUCUCUUCUUUCGACACAUCCUACUCCUCUUACUACGCAUCUUCCUCCUCCGAACACGCCCAUUCUCCCUCGUCUUCAUCACAUCAUCAUCAUCAUCCUCUUCGGCUUCUUCUCCUUUCCAUAAUGGAACCCCAAACCAACGCUUCAACAGCCAUUCCAGCAGCUUCCCCUUCCUGGUCCCAAGACCCCCGUCCCCGCUGUCCUCUUCCCCGAUGCAGUUGGCGGUGAAGAUCCAGCCCAAGUACAGAUCAAACUCCAAGAUCCAGCAGCCGCAACAGUCACGACGCUCCUUCGCUCACGGCCACCAGCGAUCAGCCGACGAUGACGACACUGGAGACGACGACGAUGAGUACGAGGACGAAGAGGACGACUAUUACCCGAAUUACUACGACGAGGACGGCAGGAUUAAGAACGGCAACUCGACGACCUUCGACGGCGUGAUGAAGCCCCGAGGGCCCUACUUCGCCUCGGAUAACUCCUCCAUGCGGGUUUAUUUGGGCUCGACGGCCACGCUGGAAUGCACAGUGCUCGACUUGACGAACGAAUCGGUAUCAUGGAUACGAGUCGUGGGUGAUAAGCUCGAGUUACUGACGUGGGGCUCUCACAAAUAUACAACGGACGACAGGUACACAUUAGUGAGAAAGAUCGGAGACACGUGGCAGAGGUGGCAACUGGAAAUACGAGAUGCCAGGGUAGAGGAUCAAGGGCAGUACCGCUGCCAGAUCUCUACUCAGCCACCAAUGCUCAUGUCACUGACACUGGACAUCACAGAACCAGUGGCGAGGGUCGUGGACGAACGUGGCAGAGAUGUGGUUGAUAAGCAUUACAACAGCGGCAGCAUGAUUGAGCUGAAGUGCAUCAUCGAGAAGGUCCCAUUCCCUCAUGAAAUUGUUACCUGGCGGAGGGGUGACACCCCUCUCGCGUUUAACACUUCCAGAGGAGGUAUAAGCGUAAAAGGAAGCAAAGAUUCCGACUAUAUCCGGAGUCGUUUGUAUGUGGCAAACGCCUCGCCUGCUGACUCCGGAGUUUAUUCCUGUUGGUACAGCAACUACACGAGUGACAACGUCACUGUCCACGUCAUAGCAGGUGAGAAUUCUCAAGCCAUGCAGCACGACGCGCUACCAGAGACUCCGACCACCAGCGGCUGCUUUUCAAGUCAUCUCUCACGCAGCUCUUGGAUCUACCUGUUUCUCCUCGGUUUGCUCUCCUCGUGUUACCCAGCCUCCGGAUCCGUCAGCGUGGAUUUUGACUCCCACUGCUGCUCCUGUGUACAAACAGUGUCUUUGGCUUGCACGAUCAUCAGCAGGGUCGUCAAGGGAGCUCCAAGGUUGUUCUUGAUGGAGCUCAAACCACAGUCGUUCGCUUGUCUGGGAACGCGGCUGUCCCCUGCUCCGGGUCACCAGCGGCUGCGGUCCAAUACGUCGAGUGCGUGUCUCGAGAGAUGAUAAUGUGAAGGGAAAUCCGCUGAUUUUAUAUAUACACUAUAAGCAUUUAUGAUACUCGUAUUCAUGGACGCUACUUCUACUGAUGUGUGGUAUGUAACAAUAUUUUGCACCACGAUCCUUCAUGACUUCGAUGGAAACCUAUAGCCACGAAAUAGUGCCUUCAUUUUAAUAACAACGCAUUGAAAUUUCGUCACUUUAUAUCGGAGCCGCUGAAGACACCAUCGUUUAACACUAAAGUUUUUGCGCAUUAUGUGGUUACCUAUGGAUCGUUUCCCCCGAAUUACCCUGCUGGUCCCUCUCAGUGUUCGUUAUUCAUAUAUUAAACAUACUUGAGCUUCUGUGAUGUCAUUGGGGCUGGUGUAUAUAUCCAUUGUUAAAAUAUGUAAUGAAUACAGCCAUGUUAGUGUACGAAUACCAUCAGUUAUCUCAAAGUGGAGAUGUGUGUCUGAUUUUGUAUAUGGAGAGUAGAUCAUAAUAUAAAGAUCAUCAUUCGCAAAAAUGAAGUCUGCUAAGAAGUUGCUGGAGAAUAAUUUAUUGUCGUUCAGACCGAAGCCCCCCCAAUAAUUAUAAUCGGAAACAGUGAUGCCCAUACCUUUCCUUAUCACUGACACUACUGAGAGUCAAGAGGCCCUUGUGAAGGACAGGCUUCUGCAGUAAAACCUCAAGAGUAAGUGGAGACUGAACCACGUAUAGAUCACAAAGGCGGUGAUUAGAGCUGCACACUUUUGGUAUUUUAAGCCUCUUUCCGGCAAACUUUGUAUUCUAAUAGCCGGCACAAACAAGUGCAACUUCAGUUUUCUCUCUGGUGUUAGCUAGAUAAUUCAAAUUUUGUCGGUAAGGUACUAAAUAAUACAAAACAGAAUAUUAUAAAAAAAAUAUAUUUGUAUUGUGACGACGCCAUCAGGCAAGCAGGUUAAUGGAAAUCGAGAAAGUCACUGACUGUGUGGUGUUAGCUUCUGAGUCAGCUACUGAGAAAUAUUUAUCCAACGACAUGUCCUUCCUUUGUACCACAUCCUUUUCUUUCGUGUAUUUCUGUGAUGCUGUGUCAUACUUACAAGUAAUGGGUGUGUAACUCUACCUACAAGAGCUGCUGUAGUUUCUAGGCACAUCUGAACGUUAUGGAAUAUGAAGUAUUUAACAGAACGCAUCUUUAUACAUUUGUAAAUCCACUCAUUAAUAUCACUACCUGUUGAUCAACACAGUGAAAUAGGCAGUAAACAUUCAACGAGAAAGAACACGUAUGAAGUACCGUUUUAUUUAGCUAACAGUUUAAAUAUUCUUUCUGUCUGUGUUUGGUUCUACAUUUCAUCAAACAUAUUUUAUGUAGAAAUGUUCACAUUUGUCUGUAAGAAAAGAUUUUCAGUUACAAUUAUACGGAAUAAGAGCAAUUCCUGAAAAUGGACAGGGGUCGCCUUCUAUUUUUUAGUUGACAUUUAAAAGGAAGGCCGGAGAAUAACGUUGAAAUAUUUGUGAAAAAUUCAAUGUGAAGAAAACAUUUAAUAAAAUAUCCCUUUACACUGGA